AUGCGUGGGCGCACAGGUUUGACGACGAGGUCCCAGGAUGUGUCCCCUCCAGCUCAUUCCUUGCCUUUCAAUCUCCAUGCUUUAGCCAAGACUGAGGAAGUGUUCGCAUCGUUGCCGACACCGCCAGUUGGACCUGGUACAGCUACCCUGCCACAUCCCAAUCCCACGCAUUCCUUUUGGACACAUUCGACGCCUGAUGCCAAUCCACUAGCCAAAGAGGGAAGCGACGCACCGCUACCUCCCGUUGUCGAUGUGGCGAUCAUUGGAUCCGGAAUCUCCGGUAUAGGUGUUGCUUAUCAUCUGGCUGAGCUGCUCAAGAAGGGCGAAAUUCGAAAGCCAAUAUCAAUUGCGGUGUUCGAAGCUCGGGAUUUUUGUGCUGGCGCAACUGGUCGAAAUGAUGAGUGGUCUCUUGCUCGCAAUGUGUUAUCUAAUUUAACCUACUAUACGCAGAAGUUUGGCAGGGACGAAUGCUUGAAAUCUCUACACAUCGAGCGUCAAUGUGUGGACGACAUUGUCGGCAUCGUCAAGAAGAACAAGUGGGAGGCCGACGUGGACCUCGCACAUGGAGGCAAUCUGAGAUUGCACUUCACCAAAGAAGAGGAGCAAGAAGAUAUGGUAGACUUCAGAGCUGCGAAGGAGGCUGGUAUUAAAUUAGAUGACGUGGAAUGGCUCGAUGCUGAGAAGACGAAGGAGAAAUACGGCGCUGUCUUCCCGUCGACGCUGAUAGAUGGCUACAACAUAUGGCCUCUGAAGCUCGUGACCAAGUUGUUUAACUUCGCAAAAUCUACGGCACCCUCGGCUUGGUACACUCUGUCUCUGUACACACAUACUCCCGUCACGUCCAUCGCUUCUGGUACGCUUCCAUGGAACGUUUGGGCACUCGAGACACCCAGAGGCAGUGUGAUGGCCAAGGUCGUUGUCCACUGUACGAAUGCGUAUGUGUCCCACCUGCUCCCACACAUGUCAGGACAAGACGGCGUCGUCCCCACCCGCGGGCAGGUGAUCGCCACACGCGCCUCUGUCCCGCGCUCUCAGCUCUGGAACACCAGCGGCGUCGGUAACGAAGGGUUUGAAUACUGGUUCCCUCGCCCGGAGAUGAACGACAAGGAUGGCUGCCCGCUGAUCAUCAUCGGCGGUGGGAGGGAGAACACGGGUCCGAAAUACGAGUUUUACACCACGGAUGAUAGCACGGUCAACCCGGAGGCGAGCAAGGUGUUGAGGGACUUCCUGCCUGCUGUGUAUCCAGAGCAAUUUGACAAGGGCACGGCGCCGGAAAUGGAGUGGACUGGGAUUAUGGGUUAUACCAAGACUUACGAGCCGAUUGUGCGUUUCCUUGAUGCUGCUGGUCAAGUUGUGCCUGGCCAGUACAUGAGUGUAGGCUUCAGUGGUCAUGGCAUGACCCGUGCUUUCAGAUGUGCCGAGGCGAUCGCGUCCAUGGUGCAUGACGAACUCUCUGGGAAGCUGGUAAAUAUACCGGAGUGGUUACCGAAGCACUAUCUGAGAGGAUGGAAGAUACCCCAGCCACGAUCGUCUGAUGAAUCGGGGGUAGACGCGGGAAAGCUCUAG
This is a messenger RNA of Dacryopinax primogenitus, 1566 nucleotides long. RefSeq names its product DAO-domain-containing protein. Gene Ontology annotation, cellular component: cytoplasm. The transcript is spliced from 7 exons. Gene Ontology annotation, molecular function: oxidoreductase activity. The record is from RefSeq and is a predicted model, not a curated record. Lineage: Eukaryota; Fungi; Basidiomycota; Dacrymycetes; Dacrymycetales; Dacrymycetaceae. Bases 1 to 1566 code for a protein of 521 amino acids.